This is a messenger RNA of Tetrahymena thermophila SB210, 774 nucleotides long. Its product is annotated as cyclic nucleotide-binding domain protein. The record is from RefSeq and is a predicted model, not a curated record. Lineage: Eukaryota; Ciliophora; Oligohymenophorea; Hymenostomatida; Tetrahymenidae. The transcript is spliced from 2 exons.
AUGGUCAAUGAUGAAAAUUAAAUAGAAAAGCAAUAUGAUGCUUAAAUAGGUGGUAUUACAUAAGAAGAAAUGUCAUUUAGCAACUUUAAUUCUUAAGGCGAUGUUUGUAAUAAAAAUGAUGGAGUCUCCUCAAAUACUAAAAUCUCUAUCCGCAAAAGGAAAAAAAAAUCUACUAUUUUGAAGCACAGUAAUUACAUUGAUAAUAUUUAAGUUGAUAAAAUUCAAUCCUGCUCUAAUAACUAAAUUGAGUAGGAAUCAAUCAACCUAUCUGCAAAUCUCAUUUCAGAAUCUCAUUACACCUAGGAUUAAAAGUAUCAUAAAUAUUUACCAAGCGUUGUUACUUUAUAACUUUAUCCUGAAGAUAAAAAAAAGAAAACCACUAAUUCCAAAAUUUAAGAAAAUAAAAAAUUGAAACUGAUUAAAGAUGAAUUAUAAAGUGAUCUAAUGAAUGAAUUAUCUUCUUAAAGUUAAUAAUCAAUUUUGACUCAUUCUUCAAAUGGAAAUAAAGAAAAAACCACUUCUAUAGUUAGAAGAUAGUAGAUUUAAAAAUUUUAGAUAGCUUAAGAUGGAGAUUAUCAUCAAUUUUCAACAAUAUAUAAGACAUAAUCAAUUUAAACAGCUUAAAAACUAUUUUUAUACAAUUUUGAUAAAAUGAAAGAUUACAAAUACUAUUUCACUUAUAAUAACUCAAAUUUAGUUAUCAAAUAUUACAAUUUAAAGUAAAGCAUUAACACAAGAAAAAUUUUUAUUUUCAAAAAUUAAAAAUUUUGUUGA